AUGGUGGUGACGAAACCCAAACGGCCGAAUAUGCGCCGUUCACGGACGGUUGUGCCACGGCGGAAGUUCGACGAGCAGAAGAGAAGUGCGCCCGUCGACGAGAAGCCCACGAUUCUGCGGCACUCGGCCAGUGUGGAUGAGGUAAACAGGAGGAUCUUGACUUGUUUUAUGACAUUUAUGACAUAGAAGAUUCACGUACCUUCGGUCAGAUACGGACAUUCCGGUCUGUCGGGAAAAUAAUGUGGAUUUGUCGCGCCUUUGAGAUCACACAUCCUCGCCUUGCAACGGCUGGGAUUUGAGAUAUAUUAUUUUCCCGACACAAUAAUUUUAGAGCUCUUCAGUUUGUCGGGAAAAUAAUGAGCACUCUGUGGCAUCGAAAGUUGCAUCGUCGCUGAGAAAAUGAAAUGUGUCGUGGCAAAAUUAAAUUUUAUUUCCGUUCAGCGACGCGAUUGACGCAGCGACAUUACACACAUUAUUUUCCCGACAAGCUAAAAAGGUCUAAAAUAUCAGUCUGUCGGGAAAAUAAUGUGGAUUAUCGCGGCUUCAAAUCGCUCGCUUUGAAACGGCUGGGAAUUUGGUGUGCGGCUGCGAGAGGCGACAAAUCCUGGGAAGAAUCAACAUUAUUUUCCCGACAGGCUCAAAAACUCAAAAAAAUCGGUCUGUCGGGAAAAUAGUGUGGAUUAUAGCUUCUUGAAAUGCUCAUCCUCGCUUUGCAACGGCUUGACGUGGCUAAGGAAGGAAAAAAAACCUGCGAAAGAGCCAGAAAUUUUGCUGCGACAAAUCCACAUUAUUUUCCCGACAGACUGAUAUAUUAUAAGUUGCAAGUAUUAGUAGGCGAGCCCAAAAAAUCUUUGCAUCUUUGCACUGUACGCUAUAGCGCUGAAAACUUGUCUCAUGACGGCGAGUAAAAGAUUGUUUCUCUAAUGAUUUGGGUAUACAACGAUUUUUUAUCGAACAUAUACACAAUGUUUCUGACCAAAAAUAUCCGCAUGUAUAUCAGUAUCCAAAAAAAAGAAAACCACAGAUCCCCAUAGUAUUACGUAAAACGCCCCAAAUUUUCUCUAACCGAGAAUUUUCUCUAACACAAUCAAUAGCUUCUAAUUUCUCCUUCAGCUCUACCCCAUCUACCCGCGCCGACAGAAGCGACAGCGGGGAUUCGAAUUCGAACGGCUCAAAUGUCUCCGUGACCAUCAGCUCUUCGAAGACCCCGAAUUCCCACCCGAAGUGGCCAUCGAACACCAUCCCAAGACCGAAUGGAGACGACCGUUUGUAAGGCUUGAGGUUUUUUUUCGUUGAAACGAGAAGGGGAACGGACGACUUGGGUGGUCUUUGCACAAGCCUCUUUUCCGUCUCGACUCCACCUCAGUGGAAGGAUUGAAACAGUGUGCUCAGAUAGCCCAGCGGUUAGUGAGUCGGACUGGAAAUCCGACAAGCCAGGCGGAGGGUCGGGUUCGAACCCAGGUCACAUUUUUUUCAUUUUUUGUCCGUUAAAAGAGUGGUGCAAGAUGAGAAGGUCAACAGUUUUUUUGUAUGAGUCUGUCGGGAAAAUAAUGAGCAUUCUGUCGGAUCGAAAAUUACAUCAUCGCCAAGGAAAUGAAUUGUGUCGCGAUAAAAUCAAAUUGCUUUUCAAUAUGUGAUCGGCGCAACGAGAUUGUGCUCAUUAUUUUCCCGACAAACUAAAUCAAAAAACUUUCAACCUUCUCAUCUUACACCAGUUUUUCAAAACACAAAAAAUGAUCAGUGGUAGCGACACUUUUGAAAGUUUUGUCACACGAUCUUUCAAGCGGCAGGAUCCGUUUUUACGCAGCACUUGCUAAAAUUUAGAAACGAGAAAUCGCAAAGGUUACUUUAGUGUAUAAGUGCAGUGACGUAUCUUACCCAGUGGCAAAAAAAAGUACCAUUUUGCAUCCGGGAAGUAUCAAAAAAUGUGGCAAAAUGCCUCCAUCGCCAACUAGAAAAACUUUGUUUUUUUGAAGAGCGCGCAUAACAUAGCUCAUUGUACUGUCAUAAUCAUUCCGUCAUCAACAGAGCAGGCGCCCGUUUGAAAUCGGAAUUUCUUUGCUUGAAAAGUUAGUCAUUUUGCUACAUUUUUGAUACUUCCCGGGUGCAAAAUGAUACGUCUUUUGCCAUUGGAUCAGGUCCGCCACUGUAAUGUAAUACAGGGUGGGGCAUCUUUGUGGCCCGAUUUGAACUGGACACGCCGGGAAAGACCGAAAAAACAACCGAAAAACGACCGAAAUAAUGAACUCCAAGAAUAAAUCCAAUAACUGUAGAUGACACUUAACUAUGCAAACAUAUUUGGUAUCAAACAAAAUGGGGUUGUCUGAGGAUUCAGGGAAAAAAAGAAUUUUAGAAUUUGGCCAAAAACUAAAGAAGUUAUAGCCAAUUCAAAUCGGGCCACAAAGAUGCCCCACCCUGUACAUACUCUGCCUCAACCAGAAAACUAAGCCGUGAAUAAAUGAAUUAGCUCUCCGCAAAAUUACAGGCGAUUGUCAGCAAUCCCCGCUUCUUUACCGCGAACGUAUCGCGACACGACGUCCAACAGAUGGGCCUUGGUGACUGCUUCUUCCUAGCGCCGUUGAGCCUGAUUGCCGACCGGACCGAGCUGAUUCGACGGGUCGUUCCGGCGGGACAAAGCUUCAACAAGGAUUUUUAUGCGGGUUCGUUGGUUAAUUCAAGUUCGAAGACCUUGUUUUAGGUAUCUUCCACUUUUGUCUUUGGAAGUACGGGGAAUGGCUGGACAUUGUGAUCGACGACCGGCUUCCGGUCAACGUCAGAACGGGUCAACUGCGAUUCACGAGGGCUCGCUCCUACAAUGUGUUCUGGGUUUCGUUGCUGGAGAAGGCGUUUGCCAAGUAAGUCGGAAUGUCCGUCUGUCGGGAAAAUAAUGUGGACUGGUCGUAUCGAAAUGACUCGCCUUGUAGAAGGCGAGCACCAAAUCCCAGCGGCGGCUUGCCGUGGCAAAGCAAUGAUGGGUCAUUCCAAAUCGCGACAAAUCCACAUUAUUUUCCCGACAUGCAAGUAUGGCAGUCUGUCGGGAAAAUAACGUGGAUUUUUCGGCGUAAAAAUGCCCAAGUCCCUAGCCGUCGCAAAGCAAUGAUGAGCGAUUUCAAGGCGCAUCGAGUCCACAUUAUUUCCCCGACAGACUGACAAGAAAUUGAAAAAAUUGGAAAAUUUAGACUCUACGGCUCUUACACAAACAUCCAAGGUGGACAUGCGGCAUUCGCCAUGCAGAACUUGACGGGUGGCAUCAGUGUGUUCAACCUGUGGUCGAACCAUUCUCGUGGACAUCUGGAGAAGGUGUGGAAGAAGCUGGUCAUGGAGUUUCGACUGGGAGUUUUGUUCUGUCCGAAGAGCGCCUCAACCAAAUGGUGGUUGUCCAACGAAACCUCGAAAGUCUCGCCUGAGGACUUGGGAAUUCAGCCGGGUAAACGUGCUAAAGCAGUGACGGGCCUGAUACAGUGACAAAAAACGUACUAUUUUGCAUCUGGGAAGUAUGAAGAAAUGCAGCAAAAUGCUCACAAAAAGAGCGGGUUUGCUUUUGAAAGCGGAGUUUUUUGCACUUAGGUUUUUUGCUGCAUUUUUUGAUAGUUUCAGGAUGCAAAAUUGUACGUUUUUUUUGCCACUGGAUAAGGUCCCAAUGCAGCGACAUAGCGCUCAUUAUUUCCACAUCAGACUGAUAGCUACUUCCCCUGUAAAUAAUACAACCUAUUGCAGUUAUAUUUUAUUUAUUUUUAGGGCAUGCAUACGCCCUGACCGGAUUGAAGGAAGUCCGAACAGUCAACGGAACGGUACGGCUGCUCCGCGUCCGAAACCCGUGGGGUCGGUUGGAAUGGCAUGGCGAUUGGUCAAGGACGUCCAAGCUGUGGCAAACCGUCGUCGACCCUUUGGAGCGGCGAGAAAUGGUGGAUCUGCGGAUCAAUGGGGAGUUUUGGAUCAGUUUUGAGGACUUUACACGGUGCGUUUGAGCUUAGUUAGGGCCUUGACUAUUACCUAUUACCUAGCAGGUUUGUAAAGUCGCUGGCGCGAUUUUUGACAGGGCAUGCCGCUAACAGGCACACCAUCAGCCAUUUUGCGGGCAGCUAGAGGACACGGAGAUCUUGCAGGCGCUUAAACCAGGAAAUUCUAGCGCUGGUCUUGGAAGUUAGAUGUUGCAAGUGAAGUUUUUUCUCCAGCCAUCUAUUUGUGUAUAGAUGGCUUGAAUAGCAACCGCAAGGUUAACCAGGCAUUUUUAUAACGUCAGAACCCAUUUUUGAGAACCGACUUCCAUAACUUUGGGAGCCGUAACGCCCGCCAAAAAUCACAUAAACGACUUUGUGAAUGGAAUAAUAUCAGUCUGUCGGGAAAAUAAUGAGCACUCUGUCGCAUCCAAAACCACAUCGCCCGCGAGAAAAUGAAUUGUGUUGCGACAAAAUAAAAUUGCUUUUCACUUCAGCGACACGAUCGGCACAUUCCUUAUUAUUUUCCCGACAGACUAAUAUCUCGCAUUUCAGCUACUUCAAAAACGUCGACCGCUGCUAUCUCGGGCCGGAGGUCAUUGCCAAGUCGAACGAGAUGGGAGGGAAGAUCACAGCGUGUCAUUUCGACUACGUCUACGCGCACGGCGAAUGGAGCACCUACAAGAACACGAACGGCGGCGGAUUCCCGAAGGCGAUUCGCCGUGGGACCUUCUUUUUCAACCCCCAGUAUAUCGUGACGCUGAAGCCGAGGCCGGAUUCAAUGCCCGACAGCAAAGGCCGCGUGCUGGUCAUCUGGCAGAUUGUGCAGAAGUUUGCGCGGGAGCACAACUUGAAGCAGUUGUUCAGCAGCUGUGUUGUGUACAAACUGCCGAAUGAGCUGGCGAGUGCGACGAAACGACUGCCAAACCGGUUUUUUCAGCGGGUCCCGCCGAUGAACAACAUUGAAUAUAGCAUUUUGGUAAGGGUUUUUCGAAUUUUUUGAUUGGUUUUUAAUGGUAAUAUCAGUAUGUCGGGAAAAUAAUAAGCGCCCUGUAGCAUAAAGGACAUUGCCCCCAUUAUUUUCCCGACACACUGGAACCUGUUCAAUCCAAAAGUAACCUACAGUGGCGGACCUGAACUAGUGGUAAACAACCAUACCAUUUUGCAUCCGGGAACUAUCAAAAAAUGUGGCAAAAUACCUCCCUCUCCAAGUGAAAAAAAGCUCCGAUUUCAAAGGCGCGCCCGGCCUUUUUGUGAGGAAAAAGAGCGCGCUCUUCAAAACGGAGUUUUUUAAUUGGACUGGGGAGGCAUUUUACUACAUUUUUUUAUACUUCCCGGAUGCAAAAGGGUAUGUUUUUUGUCCCUGGAUUAGGUGCGCCACGAGACUUGUGUCGGAGUAACUUUUUACGUCCAAAAACGGGGCUGGCGGCAAUGUUUUGGCCAUAACUUUUUUCUCAGUUAGUCCAGGAAUACACUUAAUAAUAUAAAAUGAAGCUGGCAGAUUCUGCUAUCACUAUGACUAUUUUCAAGUCCUACCUGCAAAAACUCGUCUUUAAAAAUAGCUUUAAGACGCGAACUUUAAAUUUUAAAGAAAAUUUUCAAAAUUGUAGCUUACAGGGGUAGUACUCCAAGUGCGACGCUCAGAUUUUUUUAAAAUUUUGCACACACGUCGUUUAUGGACUAGAUAUCAAUUCCUGAAAGUUUUAGCUCGCGCUUUGCGGGCGCCGCCGAGAUAUCGAACGAUUUUUGCCGCCGAGAGAGCACGCUAAACGUGGAGAGCGGUCGCUUUUUGGCUAUAACUUUGGCAGUUUCGUGCGGAAAAUUUUGAAAUUUUGAUCAAAAAAAAAUAAUAAUCUUGUAUUUCUCACCAAAAAUUAUUCUAAAUUUGUGCCAAGUUUCAUACGAAUCUGAGCGUCGCACUUGGAGUACUUCCCCUGUUAAUACACCGUUAUAAAAUAAGGCCUUUCUAUAGCAUUUUUUUUGCUUCCAUUGCGAUUCGCUGUGACUGUAAUUCAUUCACUUCAGACCAGUCAACGAAAGAAAUAUGCCUAUGGAUCAUAUCUUUUUGUCCCGUUCUGCCACAAAUUCUCCUACGACGGUUACUUUUUGCUUCGAAUUUACGCGAACGCGGCGCUAAGCAUACGGUAAGCAAUAUUUUUUUAAAAAAAAACGCUAAUUGUGAAGCGUUUUUUACGAAUCCAAAUUUUCAGAAAGCUCGACAUUUUUGAUGACUAA
This is a messenger RNA of Bursaphelenchus xylophilus (pine wood nematode), 6173 nucleotides long. The record is from the annotation of a GenBank genome assembly. NCBI's taxonomy places the organism in Eukaryota, Metazoa, Nematoda, Chromadorea, Rhabditida, Aphelenchoididae.